Molecule: messenger RNA, 228 nt
Organism: Aspergillus pseudotamarii
Lineage: Eukaryota; Fungi; Ascomycota; Eurotiomycetes; Eurotiales; Aspergillaceae
Exons: 2
Coding region: 1-228 (75 amino acids)
Source: RefSeq, a predicted model, not a curated record
AUGGGUCUCUUCGAGAAGUUACAAGCAAAAAUCGAACUUUAUCGCCUAGAGCAGCGCUAUGCUCGUCGCAAACAUCGCAGCACAUUCUCAGGUGUCCAGUACGUCGACGGUGAAUAUGUAUACACCAACGGAUCGAACUCGCCAGGGUCCGUCUCCAAGCACUCCACAGGCAGUUACUGGAAAUCCCCUACGUGGGGCGUAUCAUCCAGCGAUUCCCGUUGUCGGUGA